AAGGUUCCCGCGUAAAUGUAUCUGCGUGACGUCAGAGAUUGUUUGUGUGGCGGCCGCCUGUCAUGGCCAACUGUGAAGUGAAGGAAUAAUAUUGAGAAAUCUUCCUUAGUUGUGUGAGAAGAUUUACUAAGAUUUCAAAAUGUUACGCCGAGGAGGGAAGCGCAUCCGUAUGGAUGAACCUCCACCUGAGUAUGAUGCUCCACCCAUGACACCUAUGACCCCGGCAGCCUCAGAUUUACAGGAGCCGUAUACUCCAUAUACUCCAUACACACCAGCAGCGGAAACUCCUCUUCACCACCCUGACUAUCAGAUGGGCUACAACCAACCAUCAUAUGACCAGCCACCACAUCAUCAACAGCCUCCUCAAGCACCACAGCAGCAGCAACAGCAACAACAACAACAGCAGCAACAACAGCAGCAGCAUCCAGUCUAUGCACACCAAGAUUUUGAACAACAGCAGCAGCAGCAACAGCAACAACAGCAAGUCUACCAACAACAGCCGCAACAGCAGCAACAGCCUGCCUAUCAAUCCCACUAUAGCCAGCCACCACAACAAACUUCUCAGUAUCAACAGGAACAAACUCCUCAGCCCCCCGUUGAACCUGAGCCGGAGCCAGAACCCGAAAUGGAACCCGAGGAGCAAGAAGAGGAGAUGGAUCAUGAAGUGGAUUCUGAUGCAGAUGUCCAUGAUGAUGAUGAUCAGCCUCCCCAGAACUAUGAACCAAUACCACGUUUAACAAUAUCUAUUCGUGGGAGAGGCAGAGGAAGAGGACGAGGCAGAAUUGCUACCAUUAAAAAGAUAGGAGACCAAAUUGUAGGAGAACCACCACGCAAACGGGGCCGUCCAGGACGUAAACCCAUCACUGAAGUAAUGGCUGAGGAUGAAAACUCUCUUUACUACAUUGUCAGAAAUGGACGAGCUGUAUUAGCACAAGUUGUGGAUGACUGGAUAGAUGCUUACAAGGACAAUCGGGAUGGAUCAUUGCUACAGCUGAUGCAGUUCUUUAUCAAUGCUGCUGGAUGCAAGGGCAAGAUUACACCACAUAUGCAAGCUACCAUGGAACAUGCUGAGAUCAUCAGGCGCAUGACAGAGGAAUUUGAGGAGGAAAGUGGUGAGUAUCCAUUAAUCCAGAGCGGUCAACAGUGGAAGAAGUUUCGAAGUAACUUCAGUGAGUUUGUGCAGCUUUUGGUGAAACAGUGCCAGUACUCCAUAAUCUAUGACCAGUACCUCAUGGACAACGUCAUCUCCCUGUUGACGGGCCUGUCUGAUUCCCAGGUCCGAGCCUUCAGGCACACAGCAACCUUGGCAGCCAUGAAACUGAUGACGGCAUUGGUAGAUGUUGCCCUGACUGUUUCAGUCAACUUGGACAAUACUCAGCGCCAGUAUGAAUCAGAGAGACAGAAAUCUCGUGAGAAGCGUGCAUCUGAUCGUCUGGAAUCUCUCAUGUCAAAGAGACAGGAGUUGGAAGAGAACAUGGAUGAGAUAAAGAACAUGUUGACAUAUAUGUUCAAAUCUGUUUUUGUCCAUAGAUACAGGGACACCUUGCCUGAGAUCCGUUCCAUUUGCAUGGCUGAGAUUGGGCUCUGGAUGAAAAAAUUUCACCAGAAUUUUUUGGAUGAUUCCUACCUGAAGUACAUUGGUUGGACACUCCAUGAUAAAGUUGGUGAUGUACGUUUGAAGUGCCUACAAGCCCUCCAACCUCUCUAUGCUAGUGAAGAGCUCCAAGGGAAAUUGGAACUUUUCACUAGUAAGUUUAAGGAUCGCAUUGUAGCCAUGACUCUUGAUAAGGAAUAUGAUGUGGGUGUUCAAGCAGUGAAAUUAGUCAUCUCAAUUCUGAAACACCAUCGAGAUAUAUUAACGGACAAAGACUGUGAGCAUGUUUAUGAGCUGGUGUACUCAUCUCAUCGUGCUGUGGCCCAGGCAGCGGGUGAUUUCCUCAAUGAACGUCUUUUCAUUCCCGAUGAUGAUGCUGUGGCUGCCUUGAGAACCAAGCGUGGCAAAAAACGUCGACCUAAUACCCCUUUAAUCCGUGAUCUGGUGCAGUUUUUCAUUGAGUCAGAGUUACAUGAACAUGGAGCAUACUUGGUUGAUUCUCUGAUUGAGAGCAAUGAAAUGAUGAAAGAUUGGGAAUGCAUGACGGAUUUACUACUAGAAGAACCAGGUCCCAUGGAAGAGCCUCUUGAUGAUCGGCAGGAAACAAGUCUUAUUGAAAUAAUGGUAUGCUGUAUCAAGCAAGCUGCUACUGGUGAGCCGCCAGUUGGUCGUGGACCAACAAGAAAGCAGAUUUUGUCAGCUAAAGAAGUGAAGCAAGUGAAUGAUGAUCGUUCCAAAUUAACAGAACAUCUGAUACCCACACUUCCUCAGUUGUUGCACAAGUACCUAGCAGACCCAGAGAAGGUGGCCAAUCUGCUCAUCAUCCCUCAGUACUUUGAUCUUGAGGUAUAUACCACUAGCAGACAGGAAAAGGUAAGGAUAUUGAUGAACAAACAAAUUAUUUAUAUAUCGCUCCUUGAUAUGGUGGUUAACAAAUACCAAGAAGCCAAUGACGAAUACCUAACUCUUCUUGAUGGUGAGGAGGAGCCCGAUGAAGAUGAAACAUUUGCACUCGUGUCAUCAGUGAAGAAAGUUUCCAUCUUCUAUUCCUGCCAUAAUAUGGGUCCUUGCAAUAUAUGGGACUCUCUCUAUAAAAAUAUCAGUUCUGCUGUGGAUAGUAGCAAAAUAUUACCAGAAGAGGCCACCAAGUACUGUAUCUCAUCUUGCUUCUUUGGUGUGAUGUGGGAGUUACAUCAGAUCGAGGAUAUGGCCGAGAAGAGAGCUAUUACACAUGAUGCCGUUGAAGCUCUACGCUCUCGGCUCCAUCUUUUCCUUGAGGCAUGCAAGCAUCUUCUUGCAAACUCAAAUAAUCCAGUCUUCAGAGAGGAGGCCUAUGUGACUAUUUGUGACUUAAUGAUCAUCUUCAGUAGGCAGCUGAUAUCAAAUAAUGCCCUCACGUCUCUUGUCUAUGAGCCUGACCGAGGCCUCCAGCAUCUGCUCAACCACUUCAUCCAAACCUAUGUCUUUAUUGAUGAUGAAGAUGAGGAGCAGGAUGAGCAUGUCAAGAUUGAGGAAUUGCACAAGCGCAGAAAUUUCCUUGCCACAUUUUGCAAGUUGAUUGUGUAUAAUGUCCUUCCCACAAAAGUUGCUGCUGAUGUCUUUAAACAUUAUGUCAGAUACUACGAUGAUUAUGGUGAUAUUAUCAAGUCAACGUUGGGAAAAGCUCGUGAGAUAAACAAGGUCAACUCUGCAAGGACUAUGGCUCUGGCCCUCACUAUGAUCUUUAGGGAACUUCAAAAGGAUAAUGUGAGAAUUAACAGACAGAGUGUAGAUUUCAUUAGUCUGAAGGAACUGGCAAAACGAUUUGCUUUAUCAUUUGGUCUUGAUGCUGUAAAGAAUCGUGAGGCCAUCACUGCUCUUCAUCGUGAAGGUAUAUUGUUUGCAGUUAACCCACUUGAGACUCCAGCAGACCCUACUGGCCCUCCACCUAAUCUGGCCUUCUUAGAAAUCCUGACAGAGUUCACAAAUAAACUUCUCAAGCAAGACAAAAGAGUCGUUCUUGCAUAUUUGGAUCGUCGCAUUGCUGCUGGGAUGCCUAGUUCCCGUGGUGAGGACUGGCAACCUCUACUUAUGUAUCGCAAUUCUUUGGUACAUGGAGAGGGUGAUCAGCCACCACAAACAUCUAAGCGCGCAUACACACGAAAACGAAAGCACGUGGACGAUGAUGAUGAUGAAGAUGAGGAGGAUGAUACUCCAUUCCAGAGAGGACACUUUCGGGGGCGAGGCCGUGGACAAUCACAAAGAAGGUCUCGGGGGCAAGGUCGUGGACGACCACGAAGAUGGUCUCGGAGCCGCCCUCGAAGACUAACUUUGGAGGAAUCAAGAACAUCACUGGGACGACGUCAGGAACCAUAUUGGUCAAAACCUUGGAGUUCUGGGGCAAACAAGCCCAGCCUCAACGUACAGACACGGAUAACCAAAUAUAUUCCUACAAUUAAGAAGAAGGUUAAGAAGAUGGCUUCACUCGUUACUGAUUUUAACCAAGAGUCUUCUACAAGUUCUUCCCAGCGUGUUGAGGAAUAUGAUAGUCAGUUAAGCCUGGAGAUCCCAAUUCAGGGACCAUUAUACCGGUCUACCCCACAGGAACAUACUGGAACACCUAUGCCUAAGACAUCAUCAAUGAAGAGGAUGAAAAACUUGAAGAUAGGAUGUUCAACAAAGAAAAUGAGUACAUCACACCCUGACUGUAGCAUAACCCAGGGUGUUUCAAGAAGAAUACGUUGGAACACAAUGAUAAGUGAGGAUGAUUCUGAUCAUCUUAGAGAGGUAAGAUUGUUUUAUUGUACUUUUCCUAUCCUUCAGCAAAUGAAGAAUGUUAUUUUUUUGUUUGCAUUGGUAUCAAAGAUGAGCUUUUCAUAAAGUACUAUACUGCCACUGCCAGUCAG
Homarus americanus (American lobster) is the source of this 4479-nucleotide messenger RNA. RefSeq names its product cohesin subunit SA-2-like (gene SA1). The record is from RefSeq and is a predicted model, not a curated record. Bases 140 to 4453 code for a protein of 1437 amino acids. Gene Ontology annotation, biological process: sister chromatid cohesion. Lineage: Eukaryota; Metazoa; Arthropoda; Malacostraca; Decapoda; Nephropidae. The transcript is spliced from 25 exons. Gene Ontology annotation, molecular function: chromatin binding. Gene Ontology annotation, cellular component: cohesin complex; chromatin; nucleus.